AUGUGGCCCUUCUCAUCUUCCUCCUGGACGGCAUCAGCAACAGCAACAACAGCAACACUAGGGUUCACCCUGGUAUCAUGCGUCCUAUCCUCGCCGGUUGAGAUCCGCGCCGCAGGACCCUGGCUCGCCCUCGACACCGACUUCCCUGACCCCGGCUUUGUUCAAGCUGACGACGGCUCGUGGUACGCCUUUGGCACGAAUGGAAACAACAAGACUAUCCAGGUUGCCCACUCCCCAGACUUCCGCUCGUGGACUCUCCUCGAUAAAGAGGUCCUCCCGACCCUCGCUGGCUGGGAGACGAGUAUUGAUCAUUGGGCGCCGGACGUGAUUAGACGGCCAGACGGCCACUACACCCUCUACUACUCGGGCGAAGCACAAUCCGACCUCCGCCACCACUGCGUCGGCACCGCCGUCUCCAGCACCACCGAUCCCAGCGGUCCGUACAUCCCCAACCCGACCCCCCUAUCCUGCCGCCUCCCCUCGGGCGGCUCCAUCGACCCCUCCGGCUUCCUCGACCGCGACGGCAGCCGCUACGUGGUCUUCAAAGUCGACGGCAACAGCAUCGGCCACGGCGGCGACUGCAACAACGGCAUCGCCCCGCUCCAACCCACGCCCAUCAUGCUGCAAAAAGUCUCUAGCGACGACGGCUUCACGCCCCUCGGCGACGCCAUCCAGAUCCUGGACCGCGAUGACUCCGAUGGCCCGCUCGUCGAAGCCCCUAAUCUUAUUCUCGUCGGCGAUACGUACUAUCUCUUCUAUUCGACUCAUUGCUAUACCGAUGCUGGGUAUGAUGUGCGCUGGGCGACGAGUCAGAGUGUUACGGGGCCGUUUGUGAAGGGCGAUGGUACUGGGAGGCAGUUGGUCAAGAGUGGUGAUUGGGGGUUGACUUCCCCCGGGGGAGGCACGGUGUGUGGCUGUGGUGAUAAGAUGCUUUUUCAUGCGUUUUGUAGGGAUGGGGUUAGGUGUACGUAUGCUGCGGAUUUGAGGAUUCAGGGGGGGAUGGUGGAGUUUGUUUAG
Messenger RNA from Aspergillus heteromorphus CBS 117.55, 1017 nucleotides. RefSeq names its product glycoside hydrolase family 43 protein. Lineage: Eukaryota; Fungi; Ascomycota; Eurotiomycetes; Eurotiales; Aspergillaceae. Gene Ontology annotation, molecular function: hydrolase activity, hydrolyzing O-glycosyl compounds. The coding region runs from base 1 to 1017 and encodes 338 amino acids. The transcript has 2 exons. Gene Ontology annotation, biological process: carbohydrate metabolic process. The record is from RefSeq and is a predicted model, not a curated record.